Molecule: messenger RNA, 5626 nt
Organism: Ictidomys tridecemlineatus (thirteen-lined ground squirrel)
Lineage: Eukaryota; Metazoa; Chordata; Mammalia; Rodentia; Sciuridae
Gene: Sycp2
Product: synaptonemal complex protein 2
Biological process (GO): mitotic G1 phase; male meiotic nuclear division; female meiotic nuclear division
Cellular component (GO): lateral element; condensed chromosome, centromeric region
Source: RefSeq, a predicted model, not a curated record
GGUCCCUCCGGCCGACGCGCACCAUUGGCGGGGCAGACGAAGCCUCCCGGGCCUCUAGCCUCGGGGCCGGCCUGGGAGACCCCAGAGGCGAGAGUGGAGGGGCGGGGCUCGGCCGGCCGGCACGGAUUGGCUGAGCUGCUGACCGCCGGUGCCAAUUGGAGGGGCUCCUCCCGCCUUUCGUCAACCGCCUGAGGUGCCCGGCGGUUUUUGAGGGGUGAAGACUCGACGCCCGGCGGAGGGGGUGGCGGUAGCGGCGGCGGUAGCGACGGAUCCUGGACAGGACGCGGAGUCCUGCUCGGCCAGCAGAGUGAGCAGGUAUUUGCUUUCUCCUGCUCUUUUUAAACAAAGACAAAAAUGCCAAUACGACCAGAUCUUCAGCAGUUGGAAAAGUGCAUUGAUGAUGCUUUAAGAAAAAAUGAUUUCAAAUCUUUGAAAACCCUUUUACAAAUUGAUAUAUGUGAAGAUGUGAAGAUUAAAUGCAGUAAACAGUUUUUCCACAAGUUGGAUGACCUUAUAUGCAGGGAACUUAAUAAAAAGAAUAUCCAAACUGCCUCAACCAUUUUGGUUUCUAUUGGAAGAUGUGGCAAAAAUAUCAGCAUAUUGGGACAAGCUGGGCUUCAAACCAUGAUAAAACAAGGACUAGUUCAAAAGAUGGUUACCUGGUUUGAAAAAUCCAGAGAGAUUAUUCUCAGUCGAGGAAAUUCAAAAGACGAAGCUGUUAUAAAUAUGAUAGAAGACUUAUUUGAUCUUUUGAUGGUCAUACAUGACAUCGAUGAUGAAGGUAAACAGCAAGUAGUAGAAAGUUUCGUACCUCGAAUUUGUGCCCUCGUUAUUGACUCAAGAGUGAAUAUUUGUAUUCAGCAGGAGACCUUAAAAAAAAUGAAUGCCAUGCUUGACAAAAUGCCUCAAGAUGCAAGGAAAAUACUUUCUAACCAAGAAAUGUUAACACUCAUGAGUAGUAUGGGUGAAAGAAUUUUAGAUGCUGGAGAUUAUGACUUGCAGGUGGGCAUUGUGGAAGCUUUAUGUAGAAUGACCACAGAAAAACAAAGACAAGAACUGGCAUGUCAGUGGUUUUCAAUGGAUUUUAUUGCUAAUGCAUUUAAAGGAAUUAAAGACUCUGAAUUUGAAACAGAUUGCAGGAUAUUUCUCAACCUUGUAAAUGGCAUGCUUGGAGAUAAGAGAAGGGUUUUUACAUUUCCUUGUUUGUCAGCAUUUCUUGAUAAAUAUGAGCUGCAAAUACCAUCAGAUGAAAAACUUGAGGAAUUUUGGAUUGAUUUUAAUCUUGGGAGCCAGACUCUAUCAUUUUACAUUGCUGGAGAUAAUGAUGAUCAUCAGUGGGAAGCAGUCACUGUGCCUGAAGAAAAAGUACAAAUGUACAGCAUUGAAGUGAUAGAAUCAAAGAAGCUACUGACUGUAAUUCUGAAAAAUAUAGUUAAAAUUGGUAAAAGAGAAGGGAAGGAAUUGCUUUUGUAUUUUGAUGUAUCAUUGGAAAUCACUAAUGUGACUCAAAAAAUUUUUGGUGCUGAUAAAUAUAGGGAAUUUGCCAGAAAACAAGGUAUUUCAGUUGCCAAAACAUCUGUGCAUAUACUUUUUGAUGCAAGUGGAUCACAGAUUCUAGUGCCAGAAAGUCAGUUCUCACCAGUAGAAGAAGAACUUAGUAGUUUAAAAGAAAAAUCUAAUCCUCAAAAGGAAUUUGCUGAGCCUCCAAAAUACAUCAAAAAUAGUAACCAAGGAAAUGGGAAAAAUAGUCAGCUCGAGAUAACUACUCCUAGCAAAAGAAAAAUGUCUGAAGCAUCAAUGAUUGUUCCUGGUGCAGAUAGAUACACUGUGAGAAGUCCAGUACUUUUAAUCAACACAUCAACACCACGAAGAAGAAGAAUUAAACCACCACUGCAAAUGAUAAGUUCAGCAGAAAAAGCUGCUCUUUCUAAAGCAUCAGAAAAUGGAGUGGAUAAUGCUAUAUCCCUUAAACCUAGACCAUCAGAAGGAAUAAAUAGGAGAGAUAAUGCAGACAAACAUAUUAAAACUGCUAAAGUUGCGGAAAAGACAGAAAAGAAGGACAUUGAAUUCCCAAACCAAAAUUUCAAUGAACUCCAGGACAUUGUUUCUGAAUCACAGGCAGUGGGAAAAAUAGAUAAACCUGUGCUGCCUGGUGUUUUAGACAACAUCUGUGAAAAUAAAAUGAACUCCAAAUGGGCAUGUUGGACACCUGUAACAACUAUUAAACUAUGUGAUAACCAAAGAGUCAAUACUUUUUCAGGAGAAACAUUCAAUCAAGAUAUUGAUAUCAACAAGCAAUAUACUAAACAAAAAUCAUCUUCUAUAUCUGAUGAUGAUUCUGAAGAAACAGAAAAUGCAAAAUAUACAAAAGAAAUAGUGGAUCCUAACAAAGUAUACAAAGCAGAAGAAUUGUGCAAAAGAAACAAUCAACAAAAUCAUCCACAGUAUUCAGAGCAGAAUACUGAAAAUACCAAGCAGAGUGACUGGCACAUUCAAUCUGAAACAACUUUUAAGUCAGUUCUUCUAAAUAAGACAAUUGAAGAAUCUCUGAUAUAUAGGAAGAAAUACAUAUUGUCAAAAGAUGUGAAUACUGCUAUUUGUGAUAAAAGCCCUUCUCCUAGAAAAAAUGUGAAAAGUCAGAGAAAAUCAGGGAAAGCAGUGACUUCGGAACUUAAUUCCUGGGAAUUGAAAGAAAAACAAAUGAGAGAAAAGUCAAAAGGAAAAGAAUUUACUAAUGCAGCAGAAACCUUAAUAAGCCAAAUUAAUAAGAGAUACAAACCAAAAGAUGACAUGAAGUCUACAAGAAAAUUAAAGGAGUCUUUGAUGGAUGGUGGUUUUUUAAACAAAUCUGACCUACAACUUAGUAAGGAAAAAGUUCAGAAAAAAAGUUACAGAAAACUGAAGACUACUUUUGUUAAUGUUACUUCUGAAUGCCCAUUGAAUGAUGUUUAUAAUUUUAAUUUGAAUGGAGCUGAUGAUCCUGUUAUAAAACUCGGAAUCCAAGAAUUUCAAGCUACAGCUACAGAAGCAUGUGUGGAUAAUUCAAUAAAAUUGGUAGGUUCACGGAAUCAUGAUGAACUUCAACCUUCUCUCAAAACAAAAGAUGAAAGGAUUAUCACAAAUCAUAAAAAGAAAAAUCUCUUCAGUGAUACUGAAACAGAAUAUAGGUGUGAUGACAGCAAGACAGAUAUUAGCUGGCUAAAAGAACCAAAAUCAAAACCACAGCUAAUAGACUAUAGCAGAAAUAAAAAUGUGAAGAAAUGUGAAAACGGGAAAUCAAGACCAUUCUUGGAUAAGGGUCAACCAAGAUCUAAAAUGGCAUACAAAAAAAACACCAAGCAGAGGGAGGAGAUAGUUCCCGAUGGUAGAACCAGACUUCCAAGAAGAGCAGCAAGAACCAAAAAGAAUUAUAAAGAUCUCUCAAAUUCAGAAUCAGAGAGUGAACAAGAAUUGUCACAUUCAUUUAAAGAGAGCUUUCUAGUAAAGGAGGAAAACAUCCAUUCCAGAACCAAAACAAUGAAACUGCCAAAGAAACGACAGAAAGUCUUCUCUGCUGAUACACAAAAAGAACUAUCAAAAGAAUGGAAAUACUCAUCUCUACUAAAAGAUACUAUAAAAGAUAAUAGCCUGGAUUCAUCUCCUUCAUCUUUAUCUGAGACUCCAUCAUCUGUAGAAGUAAUGAGAUGUAUAGAGAAAAUAACAGAAAAUGAUUUUAUUCAGGAUUGUGACUGUAGAACAAAAUCUCUAUCACCUUACCUGAAAACCUCAUCACCUGAAUCCUUAGACAGUAACAAAGAAGUUGGAGGUCCGGUAAACUCAUCCAAAAACAAUGGAACAAACUUGCUAUGUGCAAGUGAAAGUUGCUCACCAAUUCCACAACCUCUGUUUUUGCCCAGGCAUCUUCAAAAUCAGAAUAAUGCAAUAGUGAAUAGAAAAAGGAUAAAUGCUGUGGUACUUAAUUGUACACAUAAUUGUAAUAGCUUUUCAGAGGUAAGCAGUUAUAAUUCAGGAAAAAAAGAGCUUAUGGAAAUUGAAUUUCCAAUUAUUAAUGAAAAUCAUAUACAAAGCAAAAGAGAGGGAAGCCAUUCACCAUCUCCAUUAUCCAUGUCUAGUGAAAAAAGAGAGAAAAUAUUGUUUGAUAUGCCUUGUGACACUACUCAUGUAUCAGGCUCCACUCAGCAUCUUAGUUGUAAACGAGUGUACAUAGAAGAUAAUCUUGGUAAUGUCAAUGAAGUGGAAAUGGAAGAAGAAGAACAGAGAGUCCACUUGCUUCCCAAAAGAUGGUGUAGAACUGAAGAUGCAGACCACCACACCUGCAGAGUAUCUGAAAACAUAUCUCCAUUAUCAACAGAUGAUUUUUUAAUUCCUGAGGAGAACUGGGAAAGUGAAUUUUCAGGUGUAGGGUUGAUUUGUGAGAAGAUCAAUUCAGAAUUUAAGAGGAAGAUUCAUAUCCGACAUAAAAUGAUGGAUUAUUUUACUAAGCAGUCUUGGAAAACAGCUCGGCAACAUCUGAAAACAAUGAACCAUCAAAUUCGGGAGUAUAGGAUUAAAAAACUUGAUAAAUUCCAAUUUAUCAUCAUAGAAGAACUGGAGAAUUUUGAAAAAGAUUCACAAUCUUUAAAAGAUUUGGAGAAAGAAUUUGCGGACUUUUGGGAAAAGAUAUUUCAGAAGUUCAGUGCAUAUCAGAGAAGUGAACAACAGAGGCUUCAUCUUUUGAAAACAUCAUUGGAUAAAAAUGUCUUCUAUAACACUGAUUAUGAAGAAACUAUAUUUACAUCUGAGAUGUGCCUGAUGAAAGAGAACAUGAAAAUGCUCCAAGACAGGCUUCUGAAGGAAAUGCAAGAAGAGGAACUUCUUAAUGUACGGAGAGGACUGAUGUCAUUAUUCAUGGCCCAUGAAAGAAAUAUUAAUGUGUGAAAUCUUAAUUGCUAUCACAUGUUUUAUCUAAUUAUCUUUUGUAUGUAACUAAGGAAACAAUAGAUUAGUCCUACAAAGAAAAAAACUGCAUGUCACCUAGUCAAGUGUUCCUUUGGAGGAACCCCCAAAUUCAAAGAAAUCCCUCCUUAUGGAUGAGAAACACUGUAACUGGACUCCAAGCCCUAAAGACUUUUGUCUACACAAUAAUACUUUUUCUGUUUUAGAGAGGGGAGGUUUUGGGAAACCAAAUAGUAAAAGGAAUUUACACUAGUUUACUAUACUUAAAAGUUAAUUUAAUAAAUUUUAUUAUGUAAAAUGCAUUGUAAAAUUAAUACCAUUUGAACUAAAGUACAUUAUUAAAUUUGUUUAAUAGUUCAGAAUAUUCAAUUAAUAAAAAUUUAGGCACACUUAAUAGAGAAGGAAGUCCACAAUUUAAAAUGUUCACCUUAGUAAACCAUUACUUUCAGCUCACUGUUUCAUUCAGUUUUGGCUUCAAUGUAUUAGAAGGCACUAAAUGCCUAAAAUUAUAACUGUAUUAUCUAAAUAUUUUAAUUCAGCAUAGAAAUCAACUCAUAAGAAGGCUAUUUGGCAGGUCAUUUUUAAGGUCCUGAUAUAGUACUAUUUUGCUAGAUUAUUUUUUCAAAACGAGUACACAUUGAUUUGCUUUCAUAUAUUACAAUGAAAUAAAUGCCUAUUUCAGUUGCAUAAA